AUGGUCACGCGUGAAGCGUCACAUGCCGGCUCUUGGUACACGUCCAAUGGGAAGCAACUCUCACAGCAGCUUGACGGCUGGCUAGAAGCUGUCCCAAGCUCCACCACGCCCAUUGGCACGGCCUCCUCGGAACAAGGAGACGUCUCGAUACCGACGCCAAAUGCACGAGCUAUCAUCGCACCGCACGCGGGAUACUCAUACUCCGGGCCCGCUGCUGCCUGGGCCUACAAGAGCGCCGACUGGGCGAAUGCCUCUGGUGUGUAUAUGAACAUCACUGACCAUAAGUCCAGCAAGCGCGUCUUCCUGCUCGGUCCCUCACAUCACCACUACCUCUCCGGCGCCGCGACGACCGCGUGUGACAAGUACGCGACACCACUCGGCGACCUGAUCAUCGACACAGCGCUCGUCCAAGAGAUCAAGCAAGAAUGGGGUCUCGAGACCAUGAGCCAAGAUGUUGAUGAGGCAGAACACAGCCUGGAAAUGCAUCUUCCCUACAUCUACAAGAUGCUGUCACUACACAACAACCCCUCCUCCGUCCCUCUCGUGCCCAUCAUGAUCGGCAACACCUCCCCCUCCACCGAAUCCAAAUACGGCUCCCUCCUCGCCCCAUACCUCUCCGACCCCACCAACAUCUUCGUCAUAUCCUCCGACUUCUGCCACUGGGGCUCGCGCUUCCGCUAUACGUACUACGAGUCGCCAGACGGGGCUUCAGCCACCCAGUUGACGCGCAAGUCCAAGAUCGAUGAGGACUGGCCGAUUCACGAGAGUAUCAAGGCUGUGGAUAAGGAGAGCAUGGAUGCUGUUGAGAGUGGGCAUCACAAGCGGUUUUUGGAGCAGCUCAAGGAGACGGGCAAUACUGUGUGUGGGAGACAUCCUAUCGGGGUCUUCAUGGCGGCGGUCGAGAGUGCGGAUGUGGGCGAGGGCAAGGGGAGGUUCAAGUUUGUGCGGUACGAGAGGAGUUCCUUGGUCGAGGAUUAUGGUGAUAGCAGCGUGAGUUAUUGUAGUGCAUUUGCAGUGCUGUAGCGAGACUUGAACUCUGGAAAUCUCAAAGU
Parastagonospora nodorum SN15 is the source of this 1052-nucleotide messenger RNA. RefSeq lists its product as hypothetical. Lineage: Eukaryota; Fungi; Ascomycota; Dothideomycetes; Pleosporales; Phaeosphaeriaceae. The record is from RefSeq and is a predicted model, not a curated record. The coding region runs from base 1 to 1023 and encodes 340 amino acids. The transcript is spliced from 4 exons.